AGCCUGGUGACCUCUGGCCACCCGCUGUCCCAGGUGGGCCUGGAUCCUUCCAGUUCAUUCUUUGCCUGCGCCGUCCCUCGUUCCAUGGCCCAGUCCUCCCCGGGGACCCUGAGCCUGGAAGCCCCGGACCACUGGAACCUUGAACCCACCAGCUGGCUGUACCCGGAGCCGUGGCAGCAGCCCUGUGAAACCCCAUCCCCAUGGCGGCCAUCCCAGCCCUGGACCCAGAGGCCGAGCCCAGCAUGGACGUGAUUUUGGUGGGAUCCAGUGAGCUCUCAAGCUCCAUUUCACCCAGGACAGGCAGAGAUCUUAUUGCAUAUGAAGUCAAGGCUAACCAGCGAAAUAUAGAAGACAUCUGCAUCUGCUGCGGAAGUCUCCAGGUUCACACACAGCACCCUCUGUUUGAGGGAGGGAUCUGCGCCCCCUGUAAGGACAAGUCCCUGGAUGCCCUCUUCCUGUACGACGAUGACGGGUACCAAUCCUACUGCUCCAUCUGCUGCUCCGGAGAGACGCUGCUCAUCUGCGGAAACCCUGAUUGCACCCGAUGCUACUGCUUCGAGUGUGUGGAUAGCCUGGUCGGCCCCGGGACCUCGGGGAAGGUGCACGCCAUGAGCAACUGGGUGUGCUACCUGUGCCUGCCGUCCUCCCGAAGCGGGCUGCUACAGCGUCGGAGGAAGUGGCGCAGCCAGCUCAAGGCCUUCUACGACCGAGAGUCGGAGAAUCCCCUUGAGAUGUUCGAAACCGUGCCUGUGUGGAGGAGACAGCCAGUCCGGGUGCUGUCCCUUUUUGAAGACAUCAAGAAAGAGCUGACGAGUUUGGGCUUUUUGGAAAGUGGUUCUGACCCGGGACAACUGAAGCAUGUGGUUGAUGUCACAGACACAGUGAGGAAGGAUGUGGAGGAGUGGGGACCCUUCGAUCUUGUGUACGGCGCCACACCUCCCCUGGGCCACACCUGUGACCGUCCUCCCAGCUGGUACCUGUUCCAGUUCCACCGGCUCCUGCAGUACGCACGGCCCAAGCCAGGCAGCCCCAGGCCCUUCUUCUGGAUGUUCGUGGACAAUCUGGUGCUGAACAAGGAAGACCUGGACGUUGCAUCUCGCUUCCUGGAGAUGGAGCCAGUCACCAUCCCAGAUGUCCACGGCGGAUCCCUGCAGAAUGCUGUCCGCGUGUGGAGCAACAUCCCAGCCAUAAGGAGCAGCAGGCACUGGGCUCUGGUUUCGGAAGAAGAAUUGUCCCUGCUGGCCCAGAACAAGCAGAGCUCGAAGCUCGCGGCCAAGUGGCCCACCAAGCUGGUGAAGAACUGCUUUCUCCCCCUAAGAGAAUAUUUCAAGUAUUUUUCAACAGAACUCACUUCCUCUUUAUAAAUGAGUCACUACACUGUGAAGAGAAAGACUUUUCCUAGAACAAAGGCAACUUUCCUCACGUUGUCUCUUUCCUCUUCGGAUUCUUGUUUUUUUGCGUCUCUGGUUUUUUUUGCGUCGUCACUGCAGACCCACGUUCCAUUGGGUUCUGGAGACUCAGGGUCUCUCCCCCAUCACGCUGGCUCAUGGGACGGGGCGAGGUCCACGCCGCUGCACACGGGAACACACGUGGUGGUGCGCGAUGUACUUCCUGAAAGCAUUUCUGUGUUCUAGUUGAGAAGUUCAAGUAUAUUUAUUAUAAGAUAGUUAUUGGUCACGUCUGGUGUUUUAUGUAUAGGCACAGCCAUCUGUCACCCUGCAUGGCAGGGGGUGGAGGCCAGAAGUGAGCAGGAGGCGUGUUCGGAGCGCCUGCACCAUGUCCCGCAUGAUGCACUUUCUGCCGGGGCCUUCCCCUUGAGGCCGCUGUUUGCGUUCGUAGAGAAACCACGCACCCUGAUUGUAGCUGCACCAAACAGCCUGGACCUUUGCAAAAGUACAGGACCUCAGCCUUGGCAGACAAAGGAGGGACCUGCUGAACAGACGGUGCGGAGGCCAAGGCCAGAUCCACGCACAAAGGAUGUCACUUGUGGGUCCUACCCCAGGUGGUAUUGCUUGCAAAAAGUAGGGCUCCUCCUGGCCCUCUGCAGUCUGAGUCUCAGUGAGGAUAAACCCAGCGGAAAGCUCUGCCUCAGGCUGGGCUCGAAUCACAGGAAAUGAAUCUUACAGGGGAACUUUGGGGUCUGCACUGGGACUAUUAGUGGUACGUAAAAUGCUUUGUGGAAGAAAGGUU
This is a messenger RNA of Pan troglodytes (chimpanzee), 2190 nucleotides long. It is a transcript of the gene DNMT3L, whose product is annotated as DNA methyltransferase 3 like. NCBI's taxonomy places the organism in Eukaryota, Metazoa, Chordata, Mammalia, Primates, Hominidae. Gene Ontology annotation, biological process: negative regulation of DNA-templated transcription. The transcript has 12 exons. The record is from RefSeq and is a predicted model, not a curated record. Gene Ontology annotation, molecular function: enzyme activator activity. Gene Ontology annotation, cellular component: cytoplasm; nucleus. The coding region runs from base 201 to 1364 and encodes 387 amino acids.